CAGCCGGGGAGAGAAGACAGAAAGACACCGACAGCCACCCCAUCCUAGCUCCUUUUAGUGCGCGAGUGCGUUCCUGCUUGGACUCGCUCUUGUUAUUAAUAUUAUUUUUUGGAGGUUUUGGAUCGAUUGAGACAAGAUGGAGAGCAUGGAGAGGGAGUGCAGCGCGCUGGGGGGACUCUUCCAGAACGUCAUAGCAGACUUGAAGGGCAGUUAUCCGGUGUGGGAAGACUUUGUCAGCAAGGCCGGCAAACUGCAGUCGCAGCUCAGGGCCACGGUGGUGGCGCUGGCGGCCUUCCUAGACGCCUUCCAGAAGGUGUCCAACAUGGCGUCCGGCAGUCGAGGGGCGACGAGGGACAUUGGGUCAGCGCUCUCCAGGAUGUGCAUGAGGCACCGCAGCAUCGAGGUCAAACUCAGACAGUUCUCCACGUUGUUUGUGGAUUGUCUGAUCAACCCCCUCCAAGAGCAGAUGGAGGAGUGGAAGAGAGUCGCCAACACUCUGGACAAGGAACAUGCCAAAGAGUACAAGAAAGCCCGUCAGGAGAUCAAGAAGCGCUCUUCGGACACGCUGAAGCUGCAGAAGAAAGCCAAGAAAGCGUUUGUAUUUUCGGGUGCAGGGCGCGGAGACAUCUGGCCGCAGUUGGACAACGCCAUGCAGGAAGUGAGCGACAAGUACCUUCAGCUGGAGGAGGCAGAGAAGCAGGCGCUGCGGAGGGCCCUGGUGGAGGAGAGGAGCCGUUUCUGCUGCGUGGUGGCCAUGCUCAGGCCCGUCGUGGAGGAGGAGAUGUCCAUGCUUGGCGAGAUGAGUCACCUUCAGACGCUGACGGACGACCUGAAGACGUUGACCAUGGACCCUCACAAGCUGCCAGCCUCCAGUGAACAAGUCAUUGUGGACAUGAAGGCGUCCGAAUGCUCCUGGUCCUAUCAGACUCCGCCCUCAUCCCCAAGCACCACGGCGUCCAGGAAGUCCAGCAUGUGCAGCAGCCUGAACAGUAUGACCAGUAGCGACUCUCGCUCCAGCGGCUCACACUGCCACUCUCCUGCCUCGCACUUCCGCUACCGCGCCUCGUCCUCGUCGGCCCUCCCUCAGCGGACGCCGGCUCGCCUCUCCUCGGUGUCCUCCCACGACUCGGGCUUCAUCUCACAGGACGCCCCCCAGUCUAAGUCGCCUUCGCCCAUGCCUCCGGUGCGUCCAUGCCCCUUAUUCAACCCCCCGAGCAGAGCUAAGGAGAGGAGGGAGACGGUUGAACCUCCAAAGGAGGAAUUACACAGAGGCAAAGGAACCCCCCCUGUGACCUCCUCCAAGGAGGACAAAGAAGCCCACGUGGAGCUGGCUAAGGCGCUGGCCCGCAGUCUCCACUUGGACUUUCAUGGCUCCAGUAGGGACUCGCUGCAUGGCUCCAGCGGCUACAGCAGUCAAACCAACACACCAUGUUGCUCGGAGGAUGCUGGCCCCACGCAAGACUGCGACUUCUUCUCCAUGGGAGCAGAUCACGAAGGCGAUGACGUGGACACGUUGCCCAGCGCCUUACAGCCCAGCGACCUCUCUCGGUCCUCCCGCCCAUGGUUUGGGUCCAAGCUGGCCCCGUCCGCCCGCGUUGCCCCCAGCCAGUCUACAUUGAUCCCGCCGGGGGUGGCCACCAUUCGCCGAGCGCCGUACUCCAAGCCCAACCUGCGACGCACGUCGGCAGGCCUCCCUUUGGGCCCAAUCCCCAUCAAGCCACCCACGUUGCCGGUCAAGACACCCACCGUGCCGUACCACCGCGGCUUCCCCGGGGCGUGGACUUCCGAGGGCGGGCGCGCCCCACAGGCCCCCGUUAGCCCACCAAGCACGCUUCUCUCACCGGGGAGCGGCGGAACCUUUUCGCCUCACUUGGAUCCUGGCCAGCUUCCGGAGGAGACAGACCACGGGGACGACGUGAAUAACCUCCUGGCGGCCAUCCGGCGCGGCGUCCAUUUGAAGAGGACAACCACCAAUGACCGAUCGGCACCCAGGAUCCACUGAACCGGACGUUUCGUGGCUACACUUUCCGACUUUAUGAAGCCCCGCAAACAAAGCUUCCCCAAUGCUGUAUCAAAACGCACAACGUGAGUCAUGCAUUUUUUCAUUUGGGAGGAUCCCGCUUUGCCCUUUCAGAGCCAGCUUUCCUGGCAAACAUUUUUUUCAGGAUGUGCCAAAUGUAGAGUGGCAUGACUCAGUUAUCAUUCUAUGACUUUCAGGAUGUCUUUUCUUUUGCACGCUCUCCACUUCAAGUGCCAAAACCUGCUCCAGUGUCCCGUUUACGUAUUGUGCUUUCCCACAGCCGUCGAGACAAACAUUGAGGACGUGAUGCUGGAAUUUGCCUUUUGUAAAGUGAAAGCGUUUGGCAUGUUGUCGCUCUUUUUACCUCCGCCAAGGAUGCCGUGUUGCCGAUCGUUUAUCGAUGUCCACGAAGAGCUUGUUCGAUCUCGCUGCGCUUUGCUCCCAGUACGAUUCGUAUCUCGACAACCGAUGAUUAUGUUCUUACGGCUUUUUUUUUCCCCAAGGCGUAGAGGUCAAGUCAGGUGGGGUUUAAUAUUUACUGUUUUCUACACUGACAUGUUGUGGAUACAUUGAAGUGUGUGAGUGUGUUUUUGUAAAUAUUAUAUAUAUACAUAUAUUUGACUUAUGGCCUAAGUUUAAUGAUGUCAGAGUGUUAUGGUAAUAGACACGCUCGCAUUGCACCAUCAGGACGGGAGAAGGAAGCUUGAAGAAAACUGGAGGAUAUUCCAUCCGCUCUGCACACAAUGGAAGCAAAUGAUUACUUAGGCGAGUCGGUGAGUGUCAUUAACCACCAGUGAAACGCAGGAUCGCCUUGUACGCGUCAACUGUUUCCAGCCAGUCAAACUGAAGUGCUGCAUGGACCGGAAAGCGUCACUGAGCUUGUUGAGUGUCUGAUAGUUUCCAUUUGUGUCGGCCACCCUUACGGACUCUGAAUUGCUGCUGUCAAGUCAGUGCCAUGUAUUUGUUUCCGUGUUUUCCGACGUAAUGUUCUUCACAGUCAAAUGUCCUGUCGGAAACAUUCCCUGGCCAGUGUUGUCCCUCCAACCGCAUUCACUUGUUCGGACAGGUCCGAACGAUGUUUCGUCGUGGUGUUUUCCAACACGUCAGCGUGAAAACUGUUUGAUGGGCUCUAUAACCUGCAGACUGUCCUCAUGCGGCGGGUGCGCUGAGCAGAUGAAUCUUAAUGUGACGAGCCUCCAGAUGUCAUCACGGCCUCGCAGAGUUCAAUGAAGAAAAAAAAAAUCAUGUUUAUCUGGUCCAUUGUGUUUUUGGUUGCUGCUUGUCCUCACUCUGGUCUGUCAUUCAGGUUUUAUUACUCUGCAAAAGUUUAACAGAGGCAACUGGGCUCUUUGCCUUUAUUCCAAACAUUUUGUUGUUUUUCUCACCUUGGUGGCAAAACGGCUCCUUUGUGGCCUUUUCCAACGUGCAGGAGCAAGAAAGUGUCAGGACAUUGCUGAAAGCAGAUGAUCGAUCCACGACUCGCCAUUUGCAAAACCAACUCUUUGUUUAAUUUGCCGCCAUCUUAGGGCAUCUUGGUGCCGAGGAACCGUGUUGUUGUGCACUGAAGAGCUUCAUUUAGACAAAAGUAGUGCUUUGCCACCAUCCUGCGGUAUCUACGGGUGAUUCCAAACGUUUUCAGGGGGCGUGUCAAUUAUCCAUGGAUUUUCGCAAUAAACGGGGAAUACCAAAAUGGCGUAAAGCUCCUCGUCCGUUUCGAGACGGUCUUUCUAGUCUGAUCAGGCAGCAGUCAUCUCUGUCCAGAAUCUGUACCUGAUAGCCCUCAAAGAAAUGUCCUUUCCUCUUUCGAAGAUGCGGGUUGCCAACGAUUCCUGCAUCCCGAGGAGAAUGCCCUCCUAUCGAACUAAUAGGUAGAAUCCGCAGGCCAGCAUAAGCCCGACGGCCAAGACCACGGUGGGAUUGUUGAUUUGGUCGCAGGCAUGGCAAAGUCGUGUCCACACAGGCGAUGGCUCCACCAGCCGGUCCACCUUCUCUGAGAUGGCGCGCAUGCGCGCGCAGAUGUCACGCAGGCUUUGGCGCAGCUCAUCCAGGUCCAUCUGGGUCUGGCGCUUGAUCUCCAGGAUCAUCUGGUAGAGCGUUAUGUUGACCUGCUGGCCAUUCCUCGUUACCUCGAACAUCUCGCGGCGGAAGGCCUCAAUGUCCGCCGGGCAGGCUUCCAUCCUCCGGAGGCGGCGCUAUGUGUGCUCGUGGCGUGAG
Hippocampus zosterae (dwarf seahorse) is the source of this 4234-nucleotide messenger RNA. Its product is annotated as protein MTSS 1-like. Gene Ontology annotation, cellular component: actin cytoskeleton; cytoplasmic side of plasma membrane. The record is from RefSeq and is a predicted model, not a curated record. The coding region runs from base 137 to 2002 and encodes 621 amino acids. Gene Ontology annotation, molecular function: phospholipid binding; actin binding. Lineage: Eukaryota; Metazoa; Chordata; Actinopteri; Syngnathiformes; Syngnathidae. The transcript has 13 exons. Gene Ontology annotation, biological process: plasma membrane organization; adherens junction maintenance; positive regulation of actin filament bundle assembly.